AGAUGAAAGUGAUCCAGCUAUCCAAACUGACAGAGAGCUGAAGAAUGAAGGAAAAUCAGACUGCAGCCAACAGGAAGGGGCGGGCCUUUCACCUCAGAUCACUUCCUGUCUUCUCAAACAGCCUAGAGUGCUGAUUCGCCGAAUUGAAGUCACAGAGAUGACAGUUCCUGUAUCAUCACUUCCUCAUCCUGUGGUCAGUAAUGGGAACCAGGGAGUGAGAUCUCCAUGGAAACAGGAUGAGUUUACUCCAGUGAUGGAAGAGGGACUACUGAGGCAGAAGGAACAAGUCAUGACCCAGAAGGAGGAGAUGAUUGACAGCUUGGAGAACCCCCUGAAAAAGCCUCCAGAUUCAUCAGAGCCAGAGAUCUGUGCUGAGCCCUCCUUUGAAUCUUCUGUCAUCCCCCUCAGUAAAGGAAACACAGGGCAGACAGCUGAGGUGGCGUCUCAGGUCUUUGCCUGCUCCCAGUGCCCAUUCACUCACAUGGAAGAAGUGAACCUUCACCAGCACAUUGAGAAGGUUCACCCAGAGGAGUACAGCAGGAUUCUGGGAUCUGGAGAAAAUGGAGCAGAGAACCCACUGCCUCCCAGUAGCACCCCUGAGAACCCUACACCCCCUAAGACACUCCCCACCCCGACACAGUCCCACACAGGCACCCCAGGGGCCCACACAUGCCCCCAGUGUGGGAAGACUUUCAAAUAUUUGUCAUAUCUGACGACACACCAGCGAACCCAUACAGGGGAGCGUCCAUAUCACUGCUCUCAGUGUGGAAAGAGCUUCAGAUCCACAUCACAUCUGACAAUACACCAGCGAACCCACACAGAACAGCAUCCAUACCAUUGCUCUCACUGUGGGAAGGGCUGUAGAUCUGCAUCAAAACUGACGGCACACCAGCGAAUUCAUACAGGAGAGCGCCCAUUCCACUGCUCCCAGUGCGGGAAGAGCUUCACAUGUGCAACACACCUGACAACGCAUAAGAGAACUCAUACACAGGAACGAAGAUUCUCUUGCUCUCAGUGUGGGAAGAAUUUCAGAUCUUCAUCUGACCUGACGAAACACCAGCGAAUCCAUACAGGGGAGCGUCCAUACCAGUGUUCCCAGUGUGGGAAGAGAUUCAAAGCUGCAACACACCUGACUGCACAUCAGAGAACUCAUACAGGGGAGCGACCAUAUCUCUGCUCCGAGUGUGGAAUGAGUUUCAGUCACUCAGGUACUUUGACGCUACACCAGCGAACCCAUACAGGAGAGCGCCCAUACCACUGCUCCCAGUGUGGGAAGGGUUUCAGAUGUGCGUCGCUCCUCACAGCACACCAGCGAACUCAUACAGGAGAGCGUCCCCAUCAGUGCUCCCAGUGUGGGAAAACCUUCAGUCAGUCAAAUAAUCUAACAGAUCACAUGAGAAUUCACACAGGGGAGCGCCCCUACCACUGCUCCCAAUGUGGAAAGAGCUUCACUAGAUCAACUACUUUGAAGAAACAUCAGCGAACCCAUACAGGAGAGCGGCCUUACCACUGUUCUCAGUGCGGGAAGAAUUUCACUCGAUCAAGUGUUCUUAAAAAACACCAGCGAAUUCACACAGGGGAACGCCCAUUCCACUGCUCCCAAUGUGAGAAGAGCUUCAUUCAUUUGAGCACUUUGAGGGAGCACCAGCGAAUUCAUACAGGGGAGCAUCUCUCCCACUGCCCUCAAUGUGGGAAGAGUUUCAGAUAUCAAUCAGACAUGAUGCGACACCAGCGAAUUCAUACAGGAGAAUCCCUACAACUGCUCCCAGUGUGGGAAGAGCUUCAGAUACCAGUCUGACCUAAAACGACAUCAGCGAAUUCACACAGGUGAGCGUCCAUUCCACUGCUCCCAGUGU
Megalops cyprinoides (Indo-Pacific tarpon) is the source of this 1856-nucleotide messenger RNA. Its product is annotated as zinc finger protein 2-like. NCBI's taxonomy places the organism in Eukaryota, Metazoa, Chordata, Actinopteri, Elopiformes, Megalopidae. The record is from RefSeq and is a predicted model, not a curated record. Gene Ontology annotation, cellular component: nucleus. Gene Ontology annotation, biological process: regulation of transcription by RNA polymerase II. Gene Ontology annotation, molecular function: DNA-binding transcription factor activity, RNA polymerase II-specific; RNA polymerase II transcription regulatory region sequence-specific DNA binding.